GGCGCGCCCUUCGACUCGUCGCGGGGCCGCGGCACGGAGUUCACGUUCCGCGUCGGCGCGCGCCACGUCAUCCGCGGCUGGGACACGGGCGUCGCGACGAUGAAAGUCGGCGAGCGCGCGUACCUGCUCCUCGCGCCGGACUACGGCUACGGCGCGGCAGGCGCCGCCGACGUCAUCCCGCCGGGCUCCUGGCUCCUCUUCGACGUCGAGCUCUGCCGCAUCCAG
Molecule: messenger RNA, 225 nt
Organism: Aureococcus anophagefferens
Lineage: Eukaryota; Pelagophyceae; Pelagomonadales; Pelagomonadaceae
Exons: 1
Molecular function (GO): peptidyl-prolyl cis-trans isomerase activity
Source: RefSeq, a predicted model, not a curated record